AUGAGUGAUUUGGUAAUAGAAUCCCAAUCGCCAUCUUCAUAUGGAAUAGCACCACCGAUAAGUGAUGAAGCUAUGGAUGCUAAACGAAAAGCAUUAGAAAUUCUUGUGGCCAAAUCAGAACAUGAUCGAAUACCAGUACCAAACCAUCUUUUACAAUCAAAACUUUUUGUUAAAUUAAAACGUAAUAAAUUGGUUGAAGUAACGCCACAUGAAAUACAUUUUGAUGGUUUUGAAGUAAAUCAAAUUCAAACACGUGAAUUACAUAUAUUAAAUCGUUCAUCAGAAGUUUUACGUGUUGAUAUUAUUCCACCACAAACAUCAGUUUUUCAAAUUGAUUAUAAAAAACCUCAACGUCUUGUACCAGGUUUUUCUAUUCAUGUUAAAAUUAUAUUUAAACCAAAACAAUGGCAAUAUUAUCAUGAUGCUAUACGUAUACAUACACCAGAACGUGAUCAUCAUUUAAUAAUACCAAUACAUGCUUAUCCAAUUAUAUUAUUAGAUGGUAUUCUACCAAAUUCAUAUCAAUUUGCAAAUACACCCAUUGGACAAGUUGUAACUAAAACAUUUUCAUUUCAAUCAUCAGCACCUAUAGAAUUUCAAUAUCGUAUUGAAAUUCUUAGUCAAGAUCCAGCUUUAACUAUUGAACCUAUGGAAGGUACAAUUAAUCAAUUAAAUGUUACAAAUAUAACUGUAACAUAUGCACCAACAGCAUUUUGUACAUCACGUUUAUCUGUUGCUAUUAUUGUAUCACAAUUUCAUAUACAACCAUUUCUUUGCACAUUUAUUGGAAAAUGUUUACCGGGUCUUGCAAGAGAAUUAGCUAAAAAAACUUUAGGUAUGAGUGGUCAAUUUUCAACAGAUAAUAUUAAUUUAGUAAUAAAAAAGUCUUCAUCAACUAUCUUACCAAUACCAUUAACAACAACAAAACAAAAACUAAUUAAACAACAAAUAGCAGAAUCUACUAUUGAUAAUGAAUUUGAACGAGAUGGUCUUCGUAUACCGAAAAAAAUUGAUUCAACAUGGGCUGUAUCGAAAGUACUUUUACAAAAAAAAGGAAAAGUUGCUUUAAAAGAUUUAAGAAGAUUAAAUGAAUUAACAUCGGAUAAUCAACGUGGACUUAAUCGACAAAAAAAAGAAACAAUUUUUUUACAAGAUGUUAGUCGUAUUGAAGAUGAAGAACAACGUAAUAAAAUUCGUUGGCAAACAAAACUUGGUUUUGAUCCAUUAUCUCAAACCGAACGUGAAAAUAUUCUUGCUAGUAGACAAAUAUCUUGGGAUGAAUAUUCAAUUCGUAUUGGUCAUCCAAUACCUGAUGAUGAAUAUAUUCGAGAUACAGUUAAAUAUUCUGAACAACGUACUAUUCGAUCACUUGAUAUGAAAAUUCGUACUGAUGCUAAAUUUGAUCUUCAUACAAAUGAUCUUUGGCUUAAUCGUUUACAAGUUCUUGAUCGUUUUGCUCAAGCAGCUAGAAAAGUCAUUGUUAAACAACGACUUUCUCGUCAUCUUAAAGCUAUUAAAACAUUUGUUAAAAGUUUUAAAGAAAAUAAAACUAAUAAGGAUAUUUAUCUAUUUGGAUAUGAAUAUCUUAAAACUCUACGUGGUGAAACAUUAGAAACAGAUGGUCAUUUAUUAAUUAUUCGAAAUAGUUCUAUUGGUACAUUGCAUUUACCAAGAAGUGAUGAAGAUGAACAAGAUAAUUCAAAUAAUAUUGAAGCUAUUAAUUCUGUUAGUGCACCACAAAUAACUUUUAAACAUCGUUAUGUAUUACCUGUAAUGCCAUUAACAGUACCCAAACAAUAUAAAUUACUUAAUUAUCAAACAAUUGAUUCAUCAUAUAUUCGAUAUGAUUAUACAACAUAUAAACUUGCUAGAUCAUUACGUAUUGGAGCUGAAGAUGAAUUAAUUAAAUUAGAUGAAACAUCAAUUGAUCGAACAUUAAUAAGUUCUAUACAAACAUCUGAAAAACCAAUGAUAAUUAGUCCAACAAUUCCAUCAUCUCUUCUUAAAGCACCUAUUUAUCAUCCUCUUACUGUUUUUAAUCCAACACCAGGAGUAAUGACAUAUGAAACUCCACUGCCAUAUUCAGCUAUUGAUGUAGAUAAUGCUAUUUGUCCUAUACCAUUACUUGAACGACCUGGAUAUUCAUUAACAAAUCGAUAUCUUGAUCGAGAAGAUAUUAUUCAAGGAACAAUGAUAUGGAAAAAUAUGAGUAGUACAGGUCUUUCUGCUCUUGCUCAAGUACCUACUAUGUCAAAUGUUUGGCUUCCAAGAUGGAAUGAUCCAUUUUCUGAAGAUAUUUUACCAACAAAUUUACCAUUACUUCUCAAUGAAAUGCCUCCAUCUGAUCGUAGUCAACUUUUAGAUAAUGAAAUGAAUGAAGAAACAAAACUUAUUCUUACACCAGAAAUGAUUCGUGCUGAAUUUCUUGAAACACAUUUUGAAACAACAUUAAAUGCAAAACAAGAUGCUAUGUUUAAGAGAAAAAAAACGGCGGUAUCUUCAUUAAAUGUAUUUCCUUAUGGUGAUAAAUUACUGGAACCGAACGCAUUACUUUCAAUAUAUGGUCGAGAAUCUCGAGCACGGCGGGAACAAGAACUUGAUUAUUUUCAACGAAAAAAAUUUGGUCAACUGAGUGACAAAGUGAAUAAACGUAUGGAAAAAUAUCAUGCUACAUCACGGAUUGAUCUAUCAUUAUUAUCUGAUCAACAACAGCAAACACAGCCACAACCACAACAACAACAAACGAUAUUAAUCGAGCCAUCUCAAUAA
This is a messenger RNA of Rotaria sordida, 2769 nucleotides long. The record is from the annotation of a GenBank genome assembly. NCBI's taxonomy places the organism in Eukaryota, Metazoa, Rotifera, Eurotatoria, Philodinida, Philodinidae.